UUGUUGACCUAAAGGGGAAGACCUAGUAUUACCUGCUUCUCGUAGAAUAUAUACGCCUAACUUGUGUACUAGACCUAACCUGGCUAGCACUUAUCAACAACACAGGAAACCCUGGAUAACACCCGAAGCGAUAAUGUGUAGACGAGGACAAAUGGGGUCAACCUGUUGCAAGUUACGCUGUUUCAAGUGUGGCUAGUCUCUCGCGAGGAAAUGUUGACUACUGUGCUGUGAGAGUGUGCUGUUAGAGUUACUUGUUGACAUAUUUUGUUGUGAAGUGUCUGCCUAGAGUCUAGAUCUAGUUAUACAAAUGUGAAGCUAUUAUAAGUGCUUAGACUACUGUGUCUCAGGAAAGUGCUAUUGGUAAGGGAACCUACUUUGAUAAGGCCUACAUCUAAAAGAGACUAUAGAUCAUUUCAUGAUUUCUUGUAACAAAGCGUUUGAAUGGAUAAGUAUAGAUGCUAGAUUCUAGACUAUAAAUCGAGAUAAUUUAAUUCUUGUUGUUACCAAGAUUCAUAUGGAAGUCUAGUCUAGUCUUGAUCUAGAUCUAGAUGCUCUGGAUUAAUUGAAUUGAAACUUAUGAUUGAUUCUACACUUUUAAUUCCACAAGAGUUCAAUAAUUUAAGCCCUUCACAAGGUUAAAGUUGACACACAUGGAAUAGUACACAAUGUGGACUUGUCUUGGAUUAAGUGUCUAUACACUGUCAGUGUUUAUUGUAUGUACAACUCAUGUAGGUGGCACAGAAAUUCUACAAAAGUGUUUGAAUGAUUUUGAACCUUUUGACUUUGGUUAUAUUUUCAUUUGUAUCAAUGGAAAUUUGACAGAUAAGAAAGUACAGAAUUUAACUUGUAAAGCUGGAGAGCAUCUCUACAUUGAAGAUUUUGUGCUGUACUUGCCUCGUAAAGAAGAUGGUAAAUGUCCUCCUCCGGAUGGAUUUAACUACAAGCAUUUUGUAAAUGCUUCAUGUUUAAACAGAGAAUACAAAGAAUUAUCCAAGAAGAUUGUUUCAGUUUUGAUGACUUCUCAUGAAGAUAUCAUUGGAGUUCAAUCAUUAUUAAAUACUAUUGUGAAUGGCUUGUUUCUUCUAACUGCGCUAUUUCAAUGUCAAAGAGAGAAUGUCAAUUCAAUAGACAUAUGUGAAGAUAACAAGAUUGAUGGGUUGAGUAAAGGCUUCAUGAAAUUAAAUACAGAGUCACUGAGGGCUAUGACAUUACGACCAUCAUCCUGCACAUGUUCUGUAGUAUCCUCUGAAAAAAACAUUACUUUAAGUGCUGUGGAUGUCAGGCUAGCAAAAACACAGAUAUUCAAAAGUUAUCAAGAAAAUAAUUCCAGAGGUUCUGAUAUUUUUGAAAAUGAUUCAUUGUUAUGGAAAAUAGAUGGAAAAAAAGUAAUUACAUCAAGAUUUACCAAGUUCAAUCUGUCAGUAGGCAAUAAAUUUAAUUUUUCCCAAAGUCUUUGGAUAGAACUUGAAGGUUCAGGUACAAAUACUAUGAAUAUAACAUGUAGCCCAUUGUUCAACAAUGAAAGUGAUCGUGCUGACGUAUCUCAUGAAUCUAAUUCAACUGGACUUGCAAUUGAAAUCAUUGUAGGCCUAGCUAUUGGAGGAUUUGUAACUCUCGUGGUGCUUAUCAUUUUGAUGGUGCUUGUGGUCUCUAGAAGAAGAAAUAGAACUGAGCAAGACAGCUUGACAAAAAGAGCACCAUCAACAUCUUUCUCAGAGAUUAAAGAAGCUAUCUACGCAGAGCCAGAUACUCCAGUAGCAGAAACAAAGACCCCCCUGGUGUCUUCCAACUAUAUGGAGCUAGAAAAAAAUAAUAUUUAUGCUGAACCUGGACCGGCAAAUAAUAAUUUCAAAUUGGGUGAUCUUACUAGUCAAUCAUGUACAGAUGAGGAGAGUGACAAUCUUGUACCUAACAUCUACAAUCACCUUGGGGAACAACCAGUUCCACCACAAAGUCAUAUCUAUGACACAACUGGCAGUCAUGAUUACAGCACUACAUUUGAUCGAAAAAAUAAACCAAAAGUUAUUCAUAACAUAUAUGAUCGGUAGUGGGUUGUGUAGAAAGAGUCAUCUUUAAACAAAUAUAUAAGAGAUAUGUUACUUCUUAUCUUUUGUGGGGCCUAAAUCACAUAAGAGACUACUGCAUGGCCUCUGAAAUAAUUAACAUUUUGCUUUUAAGCAAUGAACUCAACAUUGGAUGGACCACAAUAGUUUGAUGCCAUGUCUUGAAAUAUCAUUUCAACUAGAGCAAACUACAUCCACCACCAAAACCACAUAGCAUAGUAAAAGCAGUGGAUUAUAUUCUAUGCAUCAAAGUAGUUAUUACAUCUCUAACUUUUGGUGAGAAAAUUUUUGAGAAAAAGUUGUUUUUUGAAUCAAUUUCUCUGAUAGUUCUGUCAUGUAAUCUUGAAUAUAUAUAUAUAUAAUGUCCAUUACUGACUGUCUUAGCUAGAUGAUUAACUUGUUCAGGAAGUCUUCAGCAAUGAUAGUUUACUAAACAUUGAAUGUCUUUGAACAAUUCUGUUGACUGUACAUUUGAUAUUUCCAUUGAUUUAAAGUCAAGAGAAAAUAUUUUUUUUAGUAAAAGAAAUUGCAAAUUACAAGUUUUUUUUCCUAUUGUCAAAAUAUAAGUUCACCAAAAUGUCCAGUACCCCAAUGGCUUCUAGUGUAUUUGGAACCAUUAUUGGAAAAGUUGGCAGACAAAACAAUCAACUACAAAGAAAAAAGAAAAACUACAAAGAAAAAAAACUGCCAUUUUUAUCCUCCAGUUUUCUGUGCUUUGGUUAAACUUUUAUUUUGAAGAGAUUGACCAGUUUUGUUUCCCUGCAUGUACAUAUUUAUUUUCUUAGUUUAUUUAUUUAUUUAUUUUUUUUAACAAAAAUCUUAUUUAGGAGAAAGAUGGAUCUGUAGCUGCAUGUUACUAAAAAUUUGUCUCAACAUCAUCUUCAAUUAGAUAUUACCAAACAGAAUUUGCAUUUUUUAAUUGCUUGAUUCUUUAGUUUAAAUUAUGAACUUAAAAUUAUUUACUAGAUCUAACAGCAGAAAGUAUUUUUUUUUUCACAUGCUAAUUUGAAUUCCAUUUAGAUCUAGUAAAAUGUAAUCUAUUGUAAAUGUAUGCAAUUAUUAAACUAUGUUGAGAUGUAUUGGAACAUUGUAAACAUAACUUUAUUUUUUUUUUUUUUUAAUUAGCACAUGUACCCUUUCAAGUUUUCUAGUAAAAAUCUAUCUAUACAGACUAUUUGCUUUGAUCAUUCAAUAAUCAGUGACAAUGAAUAAAAUUAAAGACAUUAAAAAAAAAACCUUCAGUAUUAUUUUGUUUAUGUUGGUCUGAACUCACAUUUUCUAACAGAUUUGUGCCCUUAAAACUUAUUUACUCUGAUCAUUAUAUAGUCAGAAUUGUUAUUAAAGAACAAGAAAAUAAAAACAUCAAAUUUAAAAAAAAUUAAUAGUGGUCCUUGUGUCAUUUAAAGCCUUUUUUUUUUUUUUGGUUACAUUAUUCUUAGUCUUACAGUGUUUUAACUAAUGAUAGAACUGGUCAGUGUUAUAAAUUAACUAAGGUUGUUAAUGUCUUUUGUAUGCGAUUAAAAGGCCUGUCAUUUCUGCCAGUAUGAACUUAAAAUGCAGAAAUGCAUCCAAUUUUACUCAGAGUAUGUUAUUGUGCUUGCCUUAGAAAUGAAAAGAACUCAUUUUAUUAAUGUAUUAAUGUUAUUAAUUUUUAUUUCAUCUUUCUCUCAUUUCUAUUCUAGCACUUUUUUUUUUCUUCAUUUCAUUUUCUGUUUUGGCUGCCGCAGAAAUUGUGUAAGUUCACACAUUUAUUUGUCUUUUGAUGUUUUAUACCAAUGUAAACAUUGUAGGAAAGUUUUAUUCUUCAUCUGUUUAGAUUUUGAAAAACUCUGUUCAUAAUUUUUUUUUUUUAGCUAUGUUAAAGUUCAGUUUUGAAAUAAUGACCUUGACAUUAUCAGCAUUUCAAGGACUAUUUGUAAUUUUUAUUAGAAAUUUUGUUUCUGUUCUUUGAAAGCAAUACAAUAAUGGACAUGACAGAUCAUAGCAAUGCCUUUUAUUUCCAGGUGUCUUUCAUCUUUGUACGUUUUUUCUACCACUUCAACAUUUUCUUUUUAUUGAAAAUGUUUUUUUUUUUCUUGUAAUGAAUUUCUAUUUCUUUCUUUAAUGUUUAGAUACAAAAAUGGAUUUCAAAAUGGCAGUGUCAUAAUAUUUAGUUGAUCAAUAUAUAAUCUGUGCUGCUAGAUGUAUAUAAUUUUAAAUCUUUUUACACAACUAAUUUUGAAAACAUUCAUCCUAGUUGUGAAAUACUAGUACCUGAUUCAUUUUUUUUGGGGUGCAAAAUCACACAGUUUGUUCAGGGCUUUAGAAUAUUUUAAGCUUUCACUAACGAGGUGAAGAAAAGACAUUUGAUCUAUUAAGUACUUUUAAAAUUCAGAUUUAAAAGGGCUGAGAACUAAACAGAAUAUAAAAAGGAGCAAUUGCUUUUGUUGAUAAUAAUAUCGUGGUCAACUACAGAACAUUAAGCCUUAAACUUUGUUGUUGUUUAUGUUUUUCUGACGCUUUCUAAGUGUACAUACUUUUAUUGUAAUCAUCUAACAGCUCAAGUCAAUUAUUGAAAUCACAGUGUAAUUUAUUACAAAUUGUAUCUAUGCAUCAGGCCAAUGCAGUGAUAAAUGUCAGAGAACUAAUAAUUGUUUUUCAAAACUCUGUCCUCCUUAAAUUAGUUUAUGUGAAUGAGCCUUCAUUAUGAAGUAUAUGCUCCAGACAUCAUUUAUAACCAUCUUGUUAUGCAUUUUUAAAACUGUAUUUUAACUAAAAGGAUGUUUAAACAGGGUAUUAUAAAUAUACUAAAAUUUAAUAAUAGAUCUAUUUUCAUAUUUCUAUAUAAAAUUGUAUAUUGUAUUGAGUUCUGAAUAUUUUAUCACUUAGUCUAGUAAUGUUUAGCAUAGGUCUUUCUCUCUGGUAACAACAGCUUGGAAGUCUUUAGAACCCUUUCAAAAAAUCAGUAUGAUGGAAUCCAUAAUUAGCAAUUAAAAAACUUUAAGUACCAUUGGUAAUAAAUGACAUCUACAUCUAAAAAAAGGUUUGCCCACCUAUUAUUUAAAAAAUUUCUAAAGCUAGGAACUUAAAAAUGAAUUAUGCUAGAAACAUAUUUAUUGUCUAAAUAAAAUGUGUUAAAAGGAUUUUCUUACAGGAGAAUAUGGAUAUUAAAAGCAGAGUAAGAAAAGCAUCCAAUAUAAGACUAAAACAGAAAGUAGGUCAGUGGGCUGCAGAGACCUCUUCUCCCCCACCUCUAGCACAUUUAUCUUGACAAUGUACACUGCAUUGGCUGAUUGAAAUGUUCAAAUAUGUGCAAUGAAAUAGCUAUUUCAGUUUGAUUAAAGAGUUGAUUGCAUUGUUGAUUGAUAGAAAAAUGUCUAGUAUAAUAGCCUGCUACUUGGCUGCCAUGAUGUUAACUUUGAAUGUUUGAGAAUAAAUCAUGACGAUCCUAGGUAAAUUUGUUUUCAAUGAAUGUGCCCAUUUCUGUGUGUUCUACUCAAACUGAUGAAUGUUCUUCUUAUCCUUUCACAUUUCCAGACACCAUCCUACAUGGCCAGACACCAUUCUACAUGGCCAGACACAUACAAAUGCAAUAAAAAAAAUUCCUUGUUCACUGAAUAUUUGUAUAAUUUUUAAGCCAACUGGCAUUACUUUUGAGAAUACAUUGUUUUGUUUCUUCAAUGCUGUUCAAAGUGUUAAGAGACAAAAGGAACUAUUACAACUUUCGAAGACUCAUAAAUUUUAGUACAAUCUUAACCAAUAAUAGAACUAAUAACUAAUUGGACUGUCAAUUUGGCUUGUUUAAAAUCAUGAUUUGUUUUCAUAUUGAUUAAAUGUAUGUUUGUUUUUGGGAAAAGGCGUUUGAGAGAUGUUAACAAUGUUUCAGUGAUACUGGACUUUCUAUUUGUUACUUGAAAGCUUCAAUGUUUUUAAAGAUUGUGCCUUGAUUUGUUUUGUGAAUAAAAUUCAAAAAUUUUAACUGCUUAAGGUAUAAGUCAAUAAAAUUUCAAAUUUUGGA
Molecule: messenger RNA, 6060 nt
Organism: Biomphalaria glabrata
Lineage: Eukaryota; Metazoa; Mollusca; Gastropoda; Planorbidae
Exons: 10
Coding region: 666-2048 (460 amino acids)
Source: RefSeq, a predicted model, not a curated record